GCGUGAUCUUCAUGAGCAGACGCGCCGCACAGCCGUGACGCGCUCCGCUGCGGAGGAUGUCCGUUAGCGCGGCGGCGGCGGCGGCGGAGGACGGAGGCGUCAAUAAAGUCCAGGUCAAGCGACAGAUCAGGUGCAUCGUGAAGGAUCUCGAGAACAUCUUGGGAGACCUGAAGGACGUGGCGAAGGAACUCAAAGAGGUGGUUGAGGAGAUCGACUGCCUGACGUCUGAUCUCCGUCUGGAGGAGGAUUUGACGGACAGCUCCAAGACAGACACGCUCAACAGUAGCUCCAGCAGCACCACCACGGCCUCCAGCGUCAAGAUCUACCCCGAGGAGACGCUCUUCAGACCUCCAGUUCAUUUUGCCCAUCAGCUCAUCUUCAUCUCAUCACGCUCGCCGUUCCUGACAGAAAGAGGUGUUCUUCACAGCGGAGCCAGAGCAUUUGAUCACAUCACCCUUUAA
This is a messenger RNA of Sinocyclocheilus rhinocerous, 461 nucleotides long. RefSeq names its product protein Largen-like. NCBI's taxonomy places the organism in Eukaryota, Metazoa, Chordata, Actinopteri, Cypriniformes, Cyprinidae. The record is from RefSeq and is a predicted model, not a curated record. Gene Ontology annotation, biological process: positive regulation of cell size; positive regulation of translation. The transcript is spliced from 3 exons. Bases 57 to 461 code for a protein of 134 amino acids.